Molecule: messenger RNA, 1229 nt
Organism: Ochotona curzoniae (black-lipped pika)
Lineage: Eukaryota; Metazoa; Chordata; Mammalia; Lagomorpha; Ochotonidae
Product: target of rapamycin complex subunit LST8-like
Exons: 9
Coding region: 143-1120 (325 amino acids)
Biological process (GO): TOR signaling; regulation of actin cytoskeleton organization
Cellular component (GO): TORC2 complex; TORC1 complex
Molecular function (GO): protein binding
Source: RefSeq, a predicted model, not a curated record
GCUCCUAUCGACUCGCUCCAGCUCGCCUGGCCGUCCUGGAGCGCGGAGGAGCGCGGAGCCGCGGGAGAUGCGGUGACUUCGGACACCCUUGUCCAGCGCUCGGGCCCUGUGCAGGCCCCCCGGCGUGCACGCAGCCGCACCAAUGAACACCAACCCUGGCACAGUGGGCAGCGACCCUGUCAUCUUGGCCACCGCCGGCUAUGACCAUACCGUGCGGUUCUGGCAGGCCCACAGCGGGAUCUGCACCCGCACUGUGCAGCACCAAGACUCCGUAAACGCUCUGGAGAUCACGCCUGACCGCAGCAUGAUCGCAGCUGCAGGUUACCAACACAUCCGUAUGUACGACCUCAACUCCAACAACCCUAACCCCGUCAUCAGCUAUGACGGGGUGAGCAAGAACAUCGCGUCCGUGGGCUUCCACGAGGACGGCCGCUGGAUGUACACAGGCGGCGAGGACUGCACAGCCAGGAUCUGGGACCUCAGGUCCCGGAACCUGCAGUGCCAGCGCAUCUUCCAGGUUAAUGCGCCUAUUAACUGUGUCUGCCUGCACCCCAAUCAGGCAGAGCUCAUCGUAGGCGACCAGAGCGGCGCGAUCCACAUUUGGGACCUGAAAACUGACCACAACGAGCAGCUGAUCCCGGAGCCGGAGGUCUCCAUCACGUCCACCCACAUCGACCCGGACGCCAGCUACAUGGCUGCGGUCAAUAGCACCGGAAACUGCUUCGUCUGGAACCUCACCGGGGGGAUCGGGGACGAAGUCACCCAGCUCAUUCCCAAGACCAAGAUCCCUGCCCACACACGCUACGCCCUGCAGUGUCGCUUCAGCCCAGACUCCACGCUCCUUGCCACCUGCUCGGCUGACCAGACCUGCAAGAUCUGGAGGACGUCAAACUUCUCGCUCAUGACGGAGCUGAGCAUUAAGAGCGGCAACCCUGGGGAGUCGUCCCGUGGCUGGAUGUGGGGCUGCGCCUUCUCUGGGGACUCCCAGUACAUUGUCACCGCUUCUUCGGACAACCUGGCCCGGCUCUGGUGUGUGGAGACUGGCGAGAUCAAGAGGGAGUAUGGUGGUCACCAGAAAGCAGUCGUCUGCCUGGCCUUCAAUGACAGUGUGCUGAGCUAGCCUGCCUCCCUGGGGACAACACCCCGAUCGCAGGGAGACCCCCAGGUUCACCUUCGCUUGGCCAGAUCGGCAAACCUCCCUGGGCCUGCGGAGGGGAGGCUGUGGCCAG